CCACGUGUCUCUCCCGUUUCACCCAGUCCCCUUGGCCCUGCUGGCGGCCGCUCACGCCAUCCCCGGCACAGCCCUGCUGUUUGCCCAGCCCCGGGGCUGGGCUUUCCCAGCACGGCCCCGCCAUCGCUCUGCGAACCCGCCGACCAUCGGGGCUGGCGGCUGGGGCUCCUGCCGCCUCCAUGCUGUCCCCGGAGGGUUUGGUGGCCGCAGCUGCGGUGCUCAUGGGGCUGGCCGUCCUAGCUUGGUGCCUUUGGGCAGGGAGGCUGGAGGCGCCUGGAGACGUGGGAGAGGAGGAGGAGGAGGAGGAGGAGGAGGAGGAGGAGGAGGAGGAGGGGAUCCUCUUCAUGGCCGAAGAGGGCUCGGGGCACUGCCGGCUGCUGUGCAAGCCCUCGGCUCUGGCCCAGCACCUGGUGCGGAGCUUGGGGAGAUCAGCGGCACUGCGGGGGGGUCGCUGGCCGUGGCCGCGCUGGCCAAAGCUCCAGAUGCUCUGGCAGCUCCUGCAGCCACCUGAGCCGGAGCCGGUGGUGGCCCGUGAGCUCCUGCAGCUGCCCGACGCUGGGGUGGUGGCCCUGGACUGGCUCGUGGGGCCGUGGGGGGCUGCGGGUGGCGGUGGGGGGGUCUCCAGCCCAGUGCUGCUGCUCAUCCCCAACGCUGCCGGGAAGGUGACGGGGGGGCUGCUGCAGCUGGGGCUGCGGGCGCUGGAGCGGGGCUUCGUCCCUGUCAUUUUCAACCGCCGGGGCCACAACGGCUGCCCCCUCACCACCGCCCGGCUCCAGCCCUUCGGGGACCCCGGGGACUUGCGGGAGGCUGUGACCUACCUGCGGUGCCGGCACCCCUCUGCCUCGCUGCUGGCCGUCAGCGAGGGCUCGGGCUCGGGGCUGCUGCUCGCCUACCUGGGGGAGAGCGGCUCCUCCAGCCGCCUGGCCGCCGCCGCCUGCCUCUCCCCCAUCUUCCGUGGCCGGGACUGGUUUGAGGCCGGGAUGCCCUGGCUUUACGAGUGGCCGCUGCUCCUCCACCUCAAGCAGGGAUUGAGCAGGUACGCGGGGGCCCUGGCCGAGGUGGUGGACAUGGACAUGCUCCUGGGCAGCCGCUCGCUGCGGGAGCUGGAAGAAACCCUCUUUUGCCGGACCCGGAGCCGCCCCACCAGCUGGGAGUGCUACUGGGAGCGCAACGAGCCCCUGCGCGACGCGGACGAGGCGGCGGUGCCGGUGCUGUGCCUCUGCAGCGCCGACGACCCCGUGCGCGGCCCCCCGGCCCAGAGCCUGCCCACGGAGCUCUUCCGCAGCAGCCCCUACUUCUUCCUGCUGCUGACCCCGCACGGGGGGCACUGCGGCUUCCCCCGGCGGCGGCCGGGGCGCUGCUGGGCCCACGAGGCCGUGCUGGAAUAUUUCAGGGCCAUGGCCGAGUUCCUGCGGACGGAGGAGCGGAGGAAGGGGCUGCCGCGGCCCCGCAGGUGGGGGGGUCCCUCCGUCGAGCCCCCCGUGUUCACCUGGCAGAGGUCCUACACGCGGUAGCCCCCACCCCCCCCCAGGGCAGGGUUUCACAAAGGCAGGCAGACACUCCGUGUACUAAAAUUACUUUAUUACAGUUGAUUUUUUUUUUUUAACAUUUCCUUUGCUAUGAUACAAAGGAUACUUACAAACAAAAUAUUACAUAUGACCUUAUUUUUUUUUUCUCUUCUCUUAUUUUCUGACAACUUGGUAACAGCUUUAAAUGCACAAUCUAUACAAUUAAUACAGGUUAUAUAUGAGCUAUAAUGUAUGUUGAACCAGAAGAAUACCAGAAUACUGACAAUAUACUGUACAUUAAGCCUUACCAGUUAGUGCUCGUGGCAUUUUCUACAAGAAGGAAAACGCACACCUGUAGAUUCACUCAUACCAGCUGGUGCUACCAGACACGGAAGCAGGAAGGAGUUUAAUUCCCCUGGUUAAAUCCUUCGUGGCCCAUCACCGUGGUGCUGAGCCUGGAAACCUCAGACCAGUGUUCAUAGUAAAACAGCAGAUAUGUGUGUGUUUUUUUCUAUCUAAUGCUCUGUGGCACAGCACGGCGCCAUCCAGGCUUGGCCAUACGUGGAUGAUGCCCCAGAGCAAAUGGCCACGGCCCUGGGGCCGGGCGCUGGGCGAGCUCUUGUUGGGGAGCUGGACCUCGUUGGGGAGGGGGAGAGGAGGAAGAGGAGGAGGAGAGGAAAAGCAGCAAUAGCUUUGCUGUCAUCAGCAGGCAGCUCCUGGGUUUGUGCACAUGAACAGGCGGGUGCCAAGGGGGGAAGAGCAAGCCCAAGGCACGGCGCUCCCGGCACGGCUCCGAGCCCGGCCGCACACGGAGCUCGUGCGCGGCAAACCCUCCACGGGGUCGGGCAGCAGCUGCCCUGUGGUCACCUCCUCACCAGGAAAGGUUUGCUUUUGUUUCGCAGCCAAAGCCAGAGGUGUGUGGCUACAGGUGUGCACUUCCCCUCCUCCUGCCGGGGUCUACAUCGCACUGAUAAGGUUACAUUUUUGUUUUUUAUUUAAUUUUUUUUUCCUUUUUAAAGCAACCAGCAAGUGAAGCAUUUUUUUAGUUGACUGGCAAAAAGACCUGGCAUUUGCACAAAAGCUGCAAAUGGAAAAGAGCCAUCCCCUCCUCCCACCCGCUGCAUCCCAGCCCAGAAAAAUCCCAAACUGUUGGCGGAAGAAAGAAAAAAAAAACACAACAGGGGUGGAGGAGAGGAAGGGGAGGGGGAACAGGUUGGAAAAUACCAGGUUUGAGUUAACAUUUCCUUGACUUCACACAAUGCUUGUGCAAAAAGAAACACCCACCCACCCCCCCCCCCC
Molecule: messenger RNA, 2807 nt
Organism: Corvus hawaiiensis (hawaiian crow)
Lineage: Eukaryota; Metazoa; Chordata; Aves; Passeriformes; Corvidae
Gene: ABHD15
Product: abhydrolase domain containing 15
Exons: 2
Coding region: 180-1514 (444 amino acids)
Molecular function (GO): monoacylglycerol lipase activity; short-chain carboxylesterase activity
Source: RefSeq, a predicted model, not a curated record